AUGGUUCGUGCAUGUACUAAGAAGAUCACAGAGCCAUCCGAUAAGGAAGCAAUGGAGUUCGAGGCUCAAGGUAAGCGACCACGAGGAGCCCCAAAGAAGAGAUGGCGGGAGUUGGUCAAGAAGGACCUUGCCGAAGCCAAGGUGACGGGAAAAGAUGCCGUAGAUAGAAUGAAAUGGAGACGGCUGACAAGAACAGCGGACCCUGCGAUGGCGCGGGAUUAA
This is a messenger RNA of Haemonchus placei, 222 nucleotides long. Lineage: Eukaryota; Metazoa; Nematoda; Chromadorea; Rhabditida; Trichostrongylidae. The record is from the annotation of a GenBank genome assembly.